Lucilia sericata (common green bottle fly) is the source of this 2056-nucleotide messenger RNA. Its product is annotated as 4-coumarate--CoA ligase 4-like. NCBI's taxonomy places the organism in Eukaryota, Metazoa, Arthropoda, Insecta, Diptera, Calliphoridae. The record is from RefSeq and is a predicted model, not a curated record. Gene Ontology annotation, molecular function: long-chain fatty acid-CoA ligase activity. The transcript is spliced from 4 exons. Gene Ontology annotation, biological process: long-chain fatty acid metabolic process; fatty-acyl-CoA biosynthetic process. Bases 262 to 1881 code for a protein of 539 amino acids.
CAUAUCGGUGUGACAAACCCAAGUAACGGGUUUGUUUAUAGAGAUAAGAAUUUAUAUUACUAAACGAAUUAUUUAUAACAAAAACAAAAAAUCAUUUGUUAUGAUGAAGUUAAAGCUAAUGGACAUACUGCUGCAUACCUCAGAAGGAAAAAAAUAACCUAAACAUAACUAAUUAUUAGUAAAACUAUAGUCGAAUCAACCCAUAAAAGCGACAAGAAAUAAUUUCACAAUAAAUUAUUGUCGAAACCAAAUUCUCAUUAAAUGACUAAAAUGUCGACGAUAUAUGAUACAAAUACUAAAAUUUGGUAUGGCUGGCCUAGAGAAGAAGAAAGCCUGGAUGAAAGUGUUUCGGUGGGUGAGUGGGCUUUGCGUAUGAUGCGUAAUAAAUCAUCAAAUGAAAUAUGUCAAAUUAGCGAUCCAGACAAUACGCAUCUAAAGUAUCACGAAGCUCUAACCAAUGCCAUACAACUGGCUAAACAGAUGCGUAAGUGGCAAUUGACUUGUUAUGAUAUCAUUGGUGUUGUUGCAACAAAUAGCAAGUAUUUGAUGCAAAUCAUAUUGGCUGCCUGGUUCAAUGGUCUAGCCUUUCAUGCCAUCAAUCCCGAAGAGAAUGUAGAGGCAAUUCAUUAUAUGCUGAAUAAAACCAAACCAAAAGUUAUAUUUUGUGAUGGUUUGUAUUUGGAUAAAUUACAAAUGACUCUUCACACUUUGUAUCCCAUUGUCUGUACAGUAUGUAAUCAUGUUGCUGAUGAUUUGGAUGUUUUUAAAAUAGAGGAGCUUUUGAGUGCGGAUGAUGAAAAUGAGAAUUUAUUUAGUACAGAACCUUUGAGGGAGGGAUGUGAUCAAACUAUGGCGAUUUUAUGCUCCUCGGGAACUUCGGGUCUACCCAAAUGUGUUCGUAUAACAAAUAAAAUGUGUCUUACGAAUUAUGGCCUUCUCUCUGAAAAAUCAUUAACGGUGUUCUCAUUUUGCAACAUUGAUUGGAUAUUUGGCUUCCAUGGUCUCUUAAGCAACAUCCUACAUGGAAACUUACGCAUUAUAACUUCUCAACCCUAUACUCCCGAAUAUAUGACCCAUAUAAUCUGCAAAUAUAAAGUCAAUUGUUUGCUAGCAACAUCUCAACAAAUCUCACAAUGCAUCAACUUUGAACCACAAUUACUUGAAUCUCUGAAAUUCGUGCUCAUAUCCGGCUCAACAUGUUUUAAAACAAAUUUACAACAAAUACGUUCCACUCUCCAGCAAGCAACUGUGAUAAAUAUUUACGGGACCUCUGAAUGUGGUGGUAUAUCAGCCAAUUUUGGUGAUUACAAAAUAAAAUCAGUGGGACAAUUAUUUUCCAAUGUGGAGUUAAAAAUUGUAGACGAAGCUUCGGGUGAAAAGUUAGGUCCUUAUGAAAUUGGCCUAUUGUGUGUAAAGAAUAAAUUUUACCCUAAUGAAAUGGCUUAUUACGGUGAUGUGGGUGCUUUUUACAAAAUUUUAGAUGCUGAAGAUUAUAUCAUAACCGGAGAUUUGGGUUUUAUGGAUUCAGAACAUUAUUUAUAUUUAUCGGAUCGUCGCGAGAUUGUAUUGCAAUAUCAAAAUUAUUAUUAUUCACCCUAUGAAUUUGAGGUGAUUGUGGCUGAGCUUAAGGGUGUUCGAGAUGUAAGUGUUGUGGGUGUUCAGGAAGAGGGCAAAGGUGAUGUACCAGCUUGUGUGAUAGUGAAGGAAGAAGGAUGUAGUCUUACUUCGAGAGAUGUUAUGAAUUAUGUAAAUUUAAGGAGAAGUUCUUUACAUAAUUGCUUCGAUUAUGGUGUGUUUUUCGUUAAGGAAAUACCCAGAAAUCAUAAUGGAAAGGUAUUAGUUAAGGAAGUGGUAGAAAUGUGUAAAAACUUUAAAAAGUAAACAGACUGAGUAUUAAUUUAAGAAUAUAGAAAUAAGAAAUAUAAUAAAUAUUUAUUACCUAAACUUAAUAAACUUUAUUUUAGCAUAGUCCCUUAUAUCGUUAAGUCAGGGCACUGAACUGUAGUAAGUCCUAUUGGAUCUUUAUAUCUUAACUAUCUAACGUUUAAUCUUCGUG